Molecule: messenger RNA, 1737 nt
Organism: Cyphellophora europaea CBS 101466
Lineage: Eukaryota; Fungi; Ascomycota; Eurotiomycetes; Chaetothyriales; Cyphellophoraceae
Product: gamma-glutamyltransferase
Exons: 3
Coding region: 1-1737 (578 amino acids)
Biological process (GO): glutathione catabolic process
Cellular component (GO): plasma membrane
Molecular function (GO): glutathione gamma-glutamate hydrolase
Source: RefSeq, a predicted model, not a curated record
AUGCUGGGAUUUCUGCAGCUCGCCGUCGCGGCUAGCCCGUUGCUCAUGCAGGCGGGUGCUAACCCUCUACCUCCGUCAAUGCAUGUGCCAGAGCUGGAAAUGCGGCAGGCGCCCGGUCAUCUGGGUGCUGUAGCUACCGAGAGCGAGAUCUGCAGCAACAUUGGGAUUGAAUUGCUGAAACAAGGCGGUAAUGCUGCUGACGCUCUCGUGGGCACGACCUUCUGUAUAGGUGUCGUGGGCAUGUACCACUCUGGUAUUGGUGGCGGAGGCUUCAUGACUGUGCGAUUGUCCAAUGGCACCUACGAGCAGAUCGAUUUUCGAGAGACAGCCCCAGCUGCUGCGUACGAAGACAUGUACACCAACAACACCGAUCUGAGCAUAUUCGGUGGACUAGCGAGCGGCGUCCCUGGCGAAGUUCGAGGUCUGCAGUACCUGCAUGAGAACUAUGGUACACUCCCCUGGGCCGAGGUCAUGGCGCCUGCGAUCAAGGUCGCGCGUGACGGCUGGACCGUGAACGAAGACCUUGUCCGAUAUAUGGCUUCUGCAAAUGCAUCUGCUCAGAUUCCCAACUUCUUGUCGGAAGUGCCAACAUGGGCCAUCGAUUUUGCGCCAAAUGGCACCCUACUGAAAUUGAACGACACCAUUACUCGAAAGCGGUACGGCGACACGCUCCAAAAAAUUGCGGACAACGGCCCAGACGAAUUCUAUAACGGCGUAAUGGCCGAAGCAAUGAUUGCCGCGCUCCAGGCCGAGAAUGGAACCAUGACUAUGGACGAUCUCGCCAACUACUCAGCAAUUGUGGCUCCAGCUGCGAAUAUCACCUACCGCGGCAAGUUCAAUCUAUUCGCGGCCGAUGCCCCUUCUUCCGGCGUUGUGGCUCUGAGCGCACUAAAGAUCGUCGAAGGCUACGACGACUUCUUCACCUCCAAUGGUGAUCUCAACAUCAGCACGCACCGGCUUGAUGAAGCCAUCCGAUUUGGCUACGGGGCCCGCGCGGACCUUGGCGAUCCCGAUUUCGUGGGCAACCUCACCCGCUACCAAGAAGAGAUGCUGUCAGAAGCCUACGCCAACGAGACACGAUCCAAGAUCUCGGACUUCCAGACUUUCAACACCUCACACUAUGACCCUGCAGGACUCGAGUCCCUCGAAACACCCGGUACCUCGCACAUUGUCACUGCCGAUGCUUCUGGGAUGGCCAUUACCCUCACCACCACCGUCAACCUUCUGUUCGGCUCGAAUCUCAUGGUGCCUGAGACCGGCGUCAUCAUGAACAACGAAAUGAACGACUUCUCCAUUCCAGGCUCUUCCAAUGCCUUUGGAUAUGUGCCGAGCCCAGCCAACUACGUCCGACCCGGCAAACGCCCUCUAUCCUCCAUUUCGCCCGUCAUCGUUGAGCACGCUUCCAAUAACUCUCUAUACUACGUGAUUGGUGCCGCAGGUGGUAGCAGAAUCAUCACCUCCACCAUCCAAAAUAUCAUCCACGUGCUAGAUCAAGGCAUGACGGCACCCGAAGCUCUUGCGCAACCACGACUACAUGAUCAGCUAUUGCCCAACCAAGUAUCUUUCGAAUACGCAUAUGAUAACAGCACCGUAGCGUUCAUGAAGCAGCUGGGUCACAAUGUUACAUGGGUUGCUCCUGGCCAGAGCGCGGCACAAGGAAUCAGAGUACUGAGUAAUGGAACGUUUGAGGCGGCAGGAGAGCCGAGACAGAAGAACUCGGGUGGUUACGCUGUAUAA